This is a messenger RNA of Pseudovirgaria hyperparasitica, 2225 nucleotides long. RefSeq names its product Nop domain-containing protein. NCBI's taxonomy places the organism in Eukaryota, Fungi, Ascomycota, Dothideomycetes, Acrospermales, Acrospermaceae. The coding region runs from base 137 to 1840 and encodes 567 amino acids. Gene Ontology annotation, biological process: spliceosomal tri-snRNP complex assembly; mRNA splicing, via spliceosome. The record is from RefSeq and is a predicted model, not a curated record. Gene Ontology annotation, cellular component: U4/U6 x U5 tri-snRNP complex; U4 snRNP; precatalytic spliceosome. The transcript has a single exon.
CAACAAGGAAGAGAGAUCAUCACAAUCAACACCUUUCCAUACACCCCUCGUCUCGCCGAUAACUUUCCUUGAUUUGCAGCUUUCUGGUGCAACGUGAGUGUGACAACUUUCAAGGCUUUCAGAUUAACUGUUGACGAUGGCAUCUUUGGAGGAACAGCUCCUCAAUGAUUUUGGAGAUGUCUCUGGCUCGGAGGAUGGGGCGGAAGAAGAGCUUGGGGAUGAGGAGCAAGAGCUGAGGAAUGAGAUGGAAGUUGAAGGGGCCGGUACAGAACGAGAGGACAUUGCAAAUGGCGAUAAUGGUGCAAAAGCCUCCACGACCCCAGGCUCAAAAGAUCUCCGCAAUGCGAACACGCUCCUGCAGACUCUGCGUCCUGUACUAGACGAGAUUGAUCGAUACAGGAAUAAGCCUAGUGAAAACUUCAUUGGCUCACUAGAAGAGAACCCCGAAUUUCGCCUACUCGGUCAAGCCAAUACACAUUCCACCUCCAUCGACAAUGAACUAGUUACGGUUCACAAAUACAUCAGGGACCACUACUCCGUGCGAUUUCCUGAGCUCGAGACACUUGUCACCAAUGCUAUCGACUAUUGCAAAACCGUGGCGAUCAUUGGCAACGGACCGAUGAGCGAAAUCAAAGCCAUUGCUGCUUCGUCAGACAACCCGGUGGGCCAGCCGUUAACCAACGUGCUCACAGGACCGUCUCUGAUGGUAGUGUCUAUCGAAGCUGCGACAACACAAGGACAGGAGCUGAGCGAGAAAGAGCUGGCACAGGUGCAGAGAGCCUGUGAUAUUGCUCUACAACUCGAGAAAGCCAAGGUUACACUUACAGACUAUGUGCAGUCUCGAUUAAGCAUAUUUGCUCCCAAUCUUACUGCGCUCGUUGGUUCCUUAACAGCGGCUCAGUUGAUGAACUAUGCAGGUGGUCUCAUUGGGCUCGCAAAAACGCCGUCUUGCAACCUCGCACCCCUCGGAUCGAAAAAGCAGAGUGGCAUGGGAUUGGCUACGAAUGUCGGUGUCAGACACCAGGGGUUUCUAUACGAGUCUCCUAUCAUUCGAGAUAUCCCUACCGAUCUAAAGAAACAGGCGAUGCGCAUGGUCUCAGCGAAGGUUGUCCUCGCCGCUCGAAUAGAUCAAGUCCACAGUAGCCCGGACGGAACUAGCGGACAGGAGCUAAAAGAGGAAUGUCUCCGAAAGCUAGAAAAACUUACGGAAGCACCUGCGAAUAAGGGUGUACGGGCACUGCCCGCGCCUGACGACAAGCCAUCCCGGAAGCGAGGUGGCAGGAGAGCGAGAAAGGCGAAGGAGGCUACUGCGCAGACGGAGCUUGCACGAGAUCGUAACAGGAUGGCCUUCGGAAAGGAAGAGCAAGAAGUGGGUUACGGCACUGGAGAGGGUACAGCAGGUUUGGGCAUGGUUGGACAACGGAACGAUGGUCGCAUUCGGGCACCACAGAUUGAUCAACGCACAAAAGCGAAACUGAGCAAGAAAAAUGCAGGGUGGGGAGGCCCUCCUACUGGAGGAAUCGCAUCUUCACUUCGCACGAUGGGAGCUGGAGGGCAAAAUCAUGGACUGCGUACCAGCGGAGUUGGAGCUUCUGGUGCAGCAACAUCUGGUACUGCCUCGACGAUCGCAUUCACUCCUGUACAAGGUCUGGAAUUGGUUGACCCUAGGAUCCGCGAGGAGAUGAACAAGAAGCGCAAGGCAGACGAGGACCGCUGGUUCAAGGGAGGAACUUUCUCACAGAUUGGGGGUACACAGACAGGGUCGAGCACCAAGGUCGAUGCCAGUGGCUUCAAGAUACCAUCUCUACCGCCUCGAAAGAGACAGGACACGAAGAACUGAGUCGACGUGGUGACUUGUCUCGGACAAGUAUUAGAUUUCAUUUCAGGCGCGAGGCAGGGAGCGAGUGCAGCAUUUCAGGCGUUAAUAGUAGCAUGCAUGACCUAGAAGGAGAAGGACGGCGGUCCGACAAGCGGGAUGGUGGACGUGGAGGCAGGCAUUAUGCGGCUACGGAAGCAGCGCAGCGCACGAUUGCGUUACGACCACGCGAACGAACGCCUGAAUCGCGUAAGCUUUUGAUAGGGUGCCUGAAGUUGCCAACCACAACCUAUGGUAGGACGAAGCAGGUGUGCAAAAGGCAGAAACGGGCGAAGUCACGUAGUAGUACAGUAGCGACAAAAAUAGCAGCACGAUCGAGAUAUACUUUCUCGCCUGAAGCCGAAAGGCU